Molecule: messenger RNA, 1090 nt
Organism: Fusarium graminearum PH-1
Lineage: Eukaryota; Fungi; Ascomycota; Sordariomycetes; Hypocreales; Nectriaceae
Product: proteasome component PRE3 precursor
Exons: 6
Coding region: 121-810 (229 amino acids)
Cellular component (GO): proteasome core complex
Molecular function (GO): threonine-type endopeptidase activity
Source: RefSeq, a predicted model, not a curated record
UGAGCUUCAGCCCUCCCCAAGCAACGACCAACGGCAACGAAACAUUACGACUCACGACGCUUGACCGAUCGAUCGCUUGUCUUCUUACAACAUUAAACAAAUCAUCUAAAAAUCGCCAUAAUGGAGUUUGGUAACGCUGGAGUGUUGAACGAGGAUGGUAUCCAUGUAGAUAUGGAUCGCCUCAAGAAGGGAGAGGUCAACCUGGGAACAUCGAUUAUGGCAGUUACUUUCAAGGACGGUGUCAUUCUGGGUGCGGAUUCACGAACAACGACCGGUGCCUACAUCGCAAACCGAGUGACAGACAAGUUGACGAGAGUACACGACACCAUUUGGUGUUGCCGAUCUGGCUCGGCCGCCGACACUCAGGCCGUUGCUGAUAUUGUUCAAUACCAGCUUGGACUCUUCGCCAUGACCAACGGAAAGCCUCCUAUGACACAGACCGCUGCGUCAAUCUUCCAAGAGAUUUGCUACGCCAACAAGGACCGCCUAUCUGCCGGUCUGAUUAUUGCUGGCUGGGAUGAGCGAUUCGGUGGUCAGGUUUACUCCAUUCCUCUGGGAGGUUCUCUUCACAAGCAGUCGUACGCCAUUGGUGGUUCUGGAUCGACUUAUAUCUACGGUUACUGUGAUGCCAACUGGCGAGAGGGCAUGGAGAAGGACGAUGCUGUCAACUUCGUCAAGGGAGCCUUGAGAGAGGCUAUCAAGUGGGAUGGCAGCUCCGGUGGUGUCAUUCGUAUGGUUGUUCUCACUAAGGAGGGAGCGGACCGACACCUGUAUCUCCCUGACACCGACUACGCUGUGCGGCAUGAGUAAUGGUCCUCGGUGAACAGGACAUAACGAGGAAGAGGAGUAAUGAUCCAGCAUGAGCAGUGCCAUGAAACUCGCCAUGACAGUGGGCGCAUGAACAAGGAAAACAAAUUCCACAGACGCCCAUGACAGAUAUCGAGGUGAUGAUUGAAGAGGGCAUGGCCAGGCUCUUUCAAGAAACAACGAAUUGUAGUUGCAAGAAAGUUAGACAUCACUCGGCGCUGUACACUAGAUAAUGAGAUCAAGAAAGACAACACCUUUAGCGAUCUCACUGACAUAGACUAAA